This is a messenger RNA of Phytophthora infestans T30-4, 603 nucleotides long. RefSeq lists its product as uncharacterized. Lineage: Eukaryota; Oomycota; Peronosporomycetes; Peronosporales; Peronosporaceae. The record is from RefSeq and is a predicted model, not a curated record. Bases 1 to 603 code for a protein of 200 amino acids. The transcript has 2 exons.
AUGGUACCUUACGUGAAUGCAACCAGUUCAAGUACCGGUAACACAGAUGGUGAAGUCGAGGGGCAACAAAAACAAAAGAAGCCACCAGAACGGCGGGUAAAGAAGGCUACAACUAAAGCAACAGGCAGGUCUUUCAUGCGGAGCAGGGCGGAACAAGCAACAGACAAGUCUGAGCAGAAGAAACCUCCCGUACUAUCGCUCAAAGACGCGUUUUUGAGUCCAAUUGGGAGGAUAUCUCGCGCUGAAGCUCUAUGCGCCUCCACCGUCUCCGUCUUCGCUACUGCGGAAAGAUUGGCAACUCUUGAAGCUGCGAUGUACAAACAGUGCGGCGUCACGCAAGAUACGGUGUCACUGGCUCGAUUUAAGUAUCAAAAGGAACGAAAACAGUUCGUGGCAACCCUCCACAGACAGACACAAAGAGGUACAGAGGCUGUAGACCAACCACCGAGCCAAGAGAGCAGCGAGAUUGAGAUUGGCACCGCGACGUCGGAAACUGCCGUGACGGAGCUUUGGAAAAAGCUUACAGGUGAUUCAUCGGGGCAGAUCUAUGCGUCCAUGUUGCGAAACCUCGCAAAACUCACGGAACCUGAUGUUGCCAUUUAA